AUGGGGCUCUGUUUCAGCAAGAAGCACCCGGAGAAGGCGCCGUCACAACCGCCGGCCCCGGCACCGCAGCCUAUCGCGGUGGCCGGCGCCAAGCCCAAGAAGCCCAGCAAGGUCGCCGCGGCGACGGUGCCAACCGACGAGAAGGCCAAGAAGGCGCCGCCGCAGCCAAAGCGGGCGUCCAACGCGGAGGACUCCAAGAAGGCGGCGCCGAUCGUCGUGAAGGCCAAGGCGGCAGCGGUCGCGGAGGAGGCGAGGCCGGCUGCGGCGGCAGUGGUGGCCAAGGGGCCGGCGCCGGUGCGCACGUCGAGCUGCACCAAGGAGGAAGUUGACGCGAUCCUGAUCCAGUGCGGCCGCCUCAGCCGGAGCUCCUCCGGGACCGGCAUGGCCGCGGCGUCGAGCGAGACCGGCGGGCACCGGAGGCAUUCGGGGUCGAAGAGGAGCUGCGACCUCGAUCGGGAGAGGAGCGGUGCGGAGGAGGAGGGCGACUGGGAGAGGGUCCCGGUGUCGAGGCCGUCGCCACACCGCGGCUCGCCGCAGAGGAAGCGGUCGGGCAGCCGGGAGAGGACCAGCGGCGGCGGGAGCCGCAGGUCGAGCCGGUCGCCUGGACGGCGUGGGGAUGGCGCGGCCUCCGCGAGCUGCGGCGGUGCCAGGCAGCAGCAGCCUGGGAAGAUGGUCUCCGUGCCGGCGAGGGAGAAGGGGCCCGCCGCGUCGUCUGGGAAGCGGUGCGCGUCUCCGCGGUCCAGCUCGCCUGCGAGGGUGGUGGCAGCAGCUGGGAACGAGAAUGCUGGUGGCGGGCAGCAGAAGACCGCGGCGCAAGCGCCGUCGCUGAGCCGGAGCUCGUCCAGGAAGGCCGAGCAGUCGCCGCUCCGGCGCAGCCCCAUGGCAGAGAUCGACGAGAAUUCCCUCCGCAACAACAACAAUAUCAGCAGCACCAAUGCCAAGCCCCUGAAGAAACCGACGGAGAUAGCCGUUGCCACCCCGACCAGGAAGACCACCACGGAGCGUGCAAAGGAGCAGAGUUCACUGAAGGAGAAGCCGUCAGAGACCAGAGCACCACCUUCGUCGAAGACCACCGCCGGGACGCGCACGGUGAGCGUCGUGGCCGAGAGCACCCACCCGAGGUCAGGCUGCCGGUCGCGCCGCGCGUCGCGCGACUUCGACCAGAACCCCAACCUGUACCUGCUGGAGGACAUCCAGAGCUACCACACCUCCGCCGCGGCAGCGGCAACGGCGCCGUCCUUCACGCUGCCAGCCUGCGUCUCCAAGGCGCAGUCCAUCGUCGACGCCGUGGCCGACCUCAACUCCUCCUCUUCGGAGAGCCGCUCCUUCGGGCCUGGACGGAGCGCGGACGACAAGGGCUCCGUCAACGCGGCGGUCGGCGGGGACGUGGACCUGGCCGAGCCGAGCGUGCACAAGUACGUGUCGGUGCGGGACAUCCGCGGCCGUGGGGAGACCGAGAUGCAGGAAUCCGCCGGGAGCAACACCCUGUCCGGCAACGUGUGGACGCCGUCGUGCGAGUCCACGGACCGGACGUGGAGCACGUCGCGGUCGUCCAACCACGGCGACGAGGUCGUCGAGCAGCCCCGGCAGAGCAGCAAGCAGAGGCCGGCCGCGCAGCCGGAGCCCAGCGUUCGCUCGCGUGCCGGCAGCUCCGGAGCUGCCAACAAUGCUCACCGCGGACGCAGCGCUCAUCGCGGCAGUGGCAGCGGCGCCGUGGCCAGCGGCCGAUCGGGUGCCCGUGGCGUCGUCUCGGCGAGCUCGUAG
Molecule: messenger RNA, 1764 nt
Organism: Lolium rigidum
Lineage: Eukaryota; Viridiplantae; Streptophyta; Magnoliopsida; Poales; Poaceae
Exons: 2
Coding region: 1-1764 (587 amino acids)
Source: RefSeq, a predicted model, not a curated record